Hydra vulgaris (swiftwater hydra) is the source of this 1746-nucleotide messenger RNA. Its product is annotated as chitin deacetylase 8-like. Gene Ontology annotation, molecular function: hydrolase activity, acting on carbon-nitrogen (but not peptide) bonds. Gene Ontology annotation, biological process: carbohydrate metabolic process. The record is from RefSeq and is a predicted model, not a curated record. Lineage: Eukaryota; Metazoa; Cnidaria; Hydrozoa; Anthoathecata; Hydridae.
AAUAGUCUCUAUGAGUACAUACUUCCAAUGUUAACGAUUUCAACAACUACACUAAUUUUUGAAUGACAAUAGUUUGCGCAUAAAGCUACGCUUCCGUUUCAAGUUUUAUAAAUACUUGAUGAAGCUUUUUCAAUUAUACAUCAGUUACUCACAUCAAUAGCAAAAGAACUGUUACGAUGACUAAACAAAUGCUAGCAGUAGCGUGUUUUUUGGCUGUUCUCUCUUUGAUAAGCACUCAAACAACAGAAAACCUUUCAAAUGCAGCAAACGAUGCCCUACCAACCGAGAGUACUGUACCAACGACGGUUUACCUGGCAGAUCUAGUUUCAAAAAGUGGUCAAGCUUCUUGCAACUCCUUACUUUGUCGUUUACCAACGUGCAGGUGCGCUGGAACGGAUAUUCCAGGUGGUUUAUUUAAAAAUAACACGCCCCAAGUUAUCUUGUUAACUUUUGGUGACAGCGUUACAUCGCAAAACGUUCAGCUUCACAAAGAUUUGCUUGACGGAGUUACCAAUUUCAAUGGAUGUCCAAUUAAAGCCACUUUUUUUGUUUCUGGAGAUAACGCAAAUUACACCUUAGUAAAGACGCUCUACGAAAACGGACAUGAACUAGCCGAUCACUCAGUAUCUCAAAGGGUUCCUCCAGAGUGGUGGAGCGCAAAUGCAUCUGUUACAGAACUCGAGUCGGAGAUUGUUGGCCAACAGAAAACUAUCCAGUCAGAGGUUGGUGUGAUUACAAAAGGUUGGCGAAACCCAUAUCUCGAAAGCACGGAAACAACGUUUAGAAUUUUAGCAGAUAACGGCUUUUUGUACGACAGCUCGUUGGUUACGUUUCCAGGAGUAAGAUGGUGGCCAUAUACUUUUGACUACUUGCCCUCUUUAAGUUGUUAUUUGAAAAACUGCCCAACAAAUUUCUACCCAGGUUUGUGGGAGGUUCCGAUUGUGACUUGGCAAUGUGACACGUCAGGGACAAAAUUUGGCUCAACAAUGAGUGAUUGCGUUAACUUUGAAGAUGAAGAAAGCGUCUAUCAAAUGAUCAUGACUAACUUUAAGCUUCACUAUGAUGACAACAAGCAACCGUUUUCCAUGUUUACAGAUUCAAUAUGGUUUGAUAGCAAACCUUCAAGAAAAAGCGCUGUAACACGAUUUAUAAAUGAUGUACGAAAGCUAAACGACGUAUUUAUUGUCACUAUUCAAGACCUUCUGCUUUGGAUGCAGUCACCAAUCGGUCUCGACAGUUUUCCGUUUUCGUGUAACCGAUAACAAAUUUUGGAUGUGUGAUAAAUGUUUUGACUGAAUGUCUAGCUAAAUUUGACUCUACACACUCGCGGAAAGUGUGCAGUUUUCCUCCACGACGGUGUGUAGCUAUCACUCCUAGACACAAGUGUUGAGUUAUUUUUCACACUUUUGUGGAAAUUAACUUUUUCUAACUCGACUUCUGCACAGAAGUGUGGAGUUAGUUGCACAAAAUUGUGCAAAACAACUCCACACUUGUGUUUAGGAGUGAUAGCUAGACACCGGUGUGGAGGAAAACUCCACACUUUCCGCGAGUGUGUAGCAUUUUAAAUGCUUGCACUGCAGUAAAAGUUAAUGACCUUUUAUUCAACAAGUGUUACGCAGUGACACUUUGAAAUAUAACUUGUUUGUUAAUUGUUUAGCUUUAGCGAUAUACGUUUUGUUAACGACUUUUUUUGCUUAAAAUCAUUGUACACGUUUUUUUGCGAAAUAUUUUCGAUUUCAUGUUUUA